Tachysurus vachellii is the source of this 1862-nucleotide messenger RNA. RefSeq names its product coiled-coil domain containing 126 (gene ccdc126). The record is from RefSeq and is a predicted model, not a curated record. Bases 664 to 1101 code for a protein of 145 amino acids. The transcript is spliced from 4 exons. Lineage: Eukaryota; Metazoa; Chordata; Actinopteri; Siluriformes; Bagridae.
CGUUGAACGCACCCCUGUUCCUGUGUCGUUUCACCUCGAGAAAACUAGCAAAGAUAUAAAAGUCCUGGAAACACAGAAGCUGCUCCUGGACCUUGGAUCUCGGUAACAACACCCACAGAACCAGACGGACUCAAUACGGUGACCGUGAAGGCCACUGAAGUGCCAUCGUUCUGUUCGUGGAAACAGAUUGAGACGACUUGUGCGUGGUGACAAGGAGCGUUAUCAUGCUGGAUGCAGUCGUUAUACGGUGAUGAAUUGUGGUCAUAAAGGGAUGCACUGAGUCAGCAGCUAUACUGACUGGAUAACCGUGUGAAUGGACAGGUGUUCCUAAUAGUGUCUGCUGUUCUGGAUCAAGCUGAGAUCCCAAGAAUGAUCAGGAUACAAGAGUUUGAGAGUACAUCAUAGUCCCCAGCCAGAUGCCCUGAUAUUUCUCUGGAUUCAGCUCUGGUCACAUUAAGAUCACUGAUCAUGCCCUGAUCAUUAACCAUUACCUUCAUCUCUAUGUUCUGGUUCUGAUUGUUGCCAGUCAUCUGACUAAUCCUGAACUCAGACCUGGAGCUGAGGUCCACACAACACAUCCACCGAUUUAACUUUAACCCUAUCCUCUUAUUCCAUUCCACUGACCUUGGUGGUGGAAGCCAAUACAGCUGCUCGGCUACAGCAAUGGUCGGCUGUCUACCGCGAGGUAGGAGCAUGUCUCAGAGGCUCAGCAUUUUACUCCUACUCUUUGGCCUGGCCUGGUGCCUGCUGCUGGUGCACUACACCAUUACACAGCCACGGCAUCAAAGCAGCGCUGAACUCCGCCAACAGAUCCUGGAACUGAGUCAGCGCUAUGUCAAAGCUCUCAGCACAGAGAACCAGGAGCUCUCACACCCAUAUAACCCCUCAAUGGCUGGAUACGCUGAUCUGAAAAGGACCAUUGCUGUGCUGUUAGAUGACAUCUUGAACCGUUUGGUGAAGCUGGAGAACAGAUUGGAUGCUACAAUGAACACAUCAGUGCACAGCCCUUCUCACAUAACAGGGACUGUCAUGCACAGACCCACUAAACAGAACGAAUCAGGCACAAACGCUCACAGCAAUCAGCCACAGCCUCUGACGUAAUCCGGGCAGCACCACUGACACUGUGGUCGCACCACUGACACCAAGACUCAUUAUAUGCUUUGUGUGUGUGUGUGUGUGUGAGAGAGAGAGAGAUAUGAAAUUUGCAUACACUGUACAGAUCCAAAUGUUAUCAGCAAUGUUUUUAUUUGUUUUAUUUCUUUUUAAGAAAGCUUGCCAAAUUGCUUCAGAUGUAUCUAUCUGGACUGCUACUAAGCCCAAAAUGUUCUGAUCUCACGUCUUCUUUUUCUCACUCUUUUCAUGGGAAGCAAGUUGACACUGAUGCUCAUUUCUGAACUGCAAUACACAGCCAUUCUACGAGGAACCCGGUAACCCAGCUCCUGGGACACUGAUACACAAUUUGUAUUUCACUCAACCCCAAACACAACAAGUUUUUACAGCUAAUAAAGAGUCAUGUCCUGCAAAUUUGUAGUUUAGAAUUUGGGAGUGAAAAAUGUCUUCUUCCAACAGCCCUGUUUUUUUCAACAAAAACAGUUGAAUUUUAACGCUUUCCUGCAUCAUAAUGCUGAUGCAAGAUUGGCUCGUUGGAUAAUUGCACGAAUCAGAAGGGGCAGCGUUAUUCCUAUUAAAGUGGCCAUUGAGUGUGUCUGUGAAGUACUAAUAAGCACAUGCUAUUACAUAAACAGGAGGAUGUUUCCGGUCUGUCUGUGCACCUUGUUCAUGAGCUUUAGGGUAUCCAGUGCUGAAGUGUUCCUCAUGCCACGUGGUUGUCCGUGUAAUAAAACAAGUGCCAUUAUGAGUCA